AUGGCUGGUCGCGAAACCACCACCCGCUCUUCAAAGCAGGCCCGAAUACAAGGAAACCAGACUCGCGGUCGCAAGAGGGAUUUGACUACCGCCUUCUCUGCCAUAAAGGAACGACAAGAAGAUGAUACGACGGGCACGCAGGCUCAAAAUGCGCUGACAAAUCCAGAGGUCGCCGGAUCCCACGGGCGCGAGCUAUCAACAGCGGCACAAUACAGGGCCUGGCGCAAGAGGGGCAGUCUUCACAACUCUACUUGCUUCGAGUGCGGCCUACCAGACGAUUUAGAGAUAUGCGAAACGUGCCCCCUAGCCUGUCACCAGUCCUGCAUGCUAAACAACAGCACAUACGCGAAUCAUGAUGGCCUUCGUCGAUGGUUUUGUCACAUUUGUGUCGGUCGUGGUUGGCAUUUGAAUAUUCCUCCUUUGACUCCGCCGCAUUCCCCUAUACAAAACCCGGUUGACAAUACGGGACCGACCCCAUCGACCCUGCCAGCAAUCCAACACGACCCGGCUUUAGGAGGAAAUUUAACACACUCUCAGACUGUGAAUCCGGUCUCUCACCCGGUAACUGGGUUGGCUGAUUCUGGUAGUUCUCAGCAGACAAAGCCGGGGGCCUCAACAAAAAAGCCAGCGGCGCGAAAAUCCAAGUUUACCACGUUAUCCAAUGAUGUGGAUUCUGCUCUCCGGGUUCUCUACAGUGAAUUAGAAACGAUUCAGCUUCUCCGACAACAGGUUUCCAACCUGCAAUUCGAUAACACUCGUUUACAUCAAGAUUUGAGCAUAUGUCGAAACGAGGUAGCAUUAGCAAGAGGCGGCAUCGAAAAAUCUCGCCAUUUAGAAGCCGAAGUCAUGCGGCUUAAGGCCACUAUCGCGGAUCAACACAAGGAGACACAUGACACUGAAGUCUUAAAGAAGGAGAACGAGGGGCUGAAAUCAGAGGUUGAGACUAUUCAAAAGCAACUUGAAGAUUCCAACAAGACACUGGCAGAAUGGAAGAACAAAUUACUGAAUCUAGUCGGUGACUGA
Molecule: messenger RNA, 1023 nt
Organism: Penicillium angulare
Lineage: Eukaryota; Fungi; Ascomycota; Eurotiomycetes; Eurotiales; Aspergillaceae
Product: PHD finger protein
Exons: 2
Coding region: 1-1023 (340 amino acids)
Source: RefSeq, a predicted model, not a curated record